Xenopus tropicalis (tropical clawed frog) is the source of this 1813-nucleotide messenger RNA. It is a transcript of the gene nit2, whose product is annotated as nitrilase family member 2. NCBI's taxonomy places the organism in Eukaryota, Metazoa, Chordata, Amphibia, Anura, Pipidae. The record is from RefSeq and is marked validated.
UGUUAGGUGACAGUAUGCAAGCAGGCAGGAGUAUGGCAAAAUUCCGACUCUCCUUGGUCCAGUUCCUUGUGUCUCCUGUGAAAUCGGAAAACCUCAACAGAGCCUGCAAGCUAAUUAAAGAGGCUGCACAAAAAGGGGCUCAGAUUGUUGCACUGCCGGAGUGUUUUAAUUCACCUUAUGGCACAAAGUAUUUCCCUGAAUAUGCUGAGAAGAUCCCUGGGGAAUCCACUGAGCGUCUGUCACAAGUAGCCAAGGAAUGUGGAAUCUAUCUCAUUGGAGGUUCAAUCCCUGAAGAAGAUUCUGGGAAGUUAUAUAACACAUGUGCUGUAUUUGGACCUGAUGGAACCUUACUAGUUAAACACAGGAAGAUCCAUCUAUUUGAUAUUGAUGUUCCUGGGAAAAUACGUUUCCAGGAAUCUGAAACACUAAGCCCUGGAGACAGCUUCUCUGUCUUUGAAACACCUUACUGUAAAGUUGGAGUGGGAAUCUGUUAUGACAUUCGAUUUGCUGAGCUUGCCCAACUAUACUCCAAGAAAGGCUGUCAGCUGCUGGUUUAUCCUGGUGCGUUUAACAUGACAACUGGGCCAGCUCACUGGGAACUUCUACAAAGAGCACGAGCUCUGGACAACCAAGUAUAUGUGGCAACUGCAUCUCCUGCCAGGGAUGAGAAGGCAUCCUAUGUGGCUUGGGGCCACAGCACAAUAGUCAGCCCUUGGGGCGAAGUCAUUGCAAAAGCUGGUUCAGAGGAAACAGUCAUUUCUGCUGACAUUGAUUUGGAGUAUCUUGCUGAGAUCCGGGAGCAAAUACCUAUUCGUAGGCAGCGCCGCCACGAUCUUUACAGUGUAGAAGAAAAGAAGAACUAAAGACUUUUUUCUUUUUUUUUUUUUUUAAAGAAAAAAAUAAUUAUUCUUCUAAAUGUCAUGAUUUUAUAACCUGACCAAUACUCACAAACCCCAUUGAAAGUUAUGGUUAUAUAUGCCAAGCCCACUUCUUGCAACCCAUACCAGUGCUCAUGAAACUUGGCAAGUUAUGGUGGUAUGUGUCUGUCUUAUUUCCUGCAGCCCAGAGUAGUGUUCAUGAACCUCAUCAGAAGUUAAUGUAUGGGAAGCUAUAAAUAUAUGUACCAAGCCCACUUCCUGAAACCCAUACCAGUGCUCAUGGGAAUUUCAGGUUCAAGCCCACUUCCUGCAGUCCAGGCUAGUGCUCAUGAACCUCAUGGGAAGUUCUGGUUCAAACCCACUUCCUGCAGUCCAGGCUAGUGCUCAUGAACCUCAUGGGAAGUUCUGGUUCAAACCCACUUCCUGCAGUCCAGGCUAGUGCUUAUGAACCUCAUGGGAAGUUCUGGGAUUUAUUUAUGGCAAGUUAAGCGCCUAGCCCACCUACAACCCGUAACAGUGCUCACAGACCACAUAGGAAGUUGUGGUUGUAGGUAUGGGAAGGGCUCAAACACUUAUAAGUUACAGUUUAUAUAUUGUACAGAAACUGGAAUGUUUAAACUAAAAAUGACAUUGAAGCAGAGACUAAAUAAUUCUGAGAGUUGUAGUUUAGCAAUACUGGGUAGGGUAACUCAGGUUGUUGUCCAUACUGUAUAGAACAGGUGUGGGCAAGUACAUCUUUCAAAAUCCAACCCAUUAUAGUCCAGUAAUGUAAGUACAGUUCCUAGAAUCUAUCCGGGUGAUUGGAAUUGUAGUCAGCAGCAUCUUGGUCUGCCAGUCACUCGUCGGCCAUUUACAGAUUAAAGUGUUUGUCAAAAAAAUGUUUGUGGUGUAGAAAAAAUGGAUUUGUUGUAUAAUAAAACAAGUUUUAAUGUAAA